AUGUCGUCGUUUGAGGGGCUUUCGAAGAAACCACUUUCGCUUGUUGAUCUUUGCGUUAGGACUGCGAUUGAUAACGUGCGGUACAUUGGAUAUGUUGGUGGGGUUGAUUUUCACCUCCUGGAUCAGAUUAUGCAACAUUGUACACUAGAGCAGCUGAUGCAUAUAGAGGAUUGUACUCAAGACACUGAUCUUAGUCCAGUCACCAAUAAAUACUGGAAGAGAUUCUGUGUGAAGCAGUUUGGUCCAAAGGCAGAUGCUUUGAAUGUUAUUGUGGACGAAGAUUUCAAGUGGAGAGAGUUAUAUGAGGCAAAGUUGAAAGAAGUGGAAGAAGAUGAGAAGUUAGUUAUUGAUAAACUCAAGGAACGUUACAAGGCUGAAGACGAAAGGAAACAAAGUCGACAAACUAAGCUCUGCUCAAAAACGCCUCCAAUGAAAAAACCCUUUUGGGGUAAUAGUGGAUCAAGUUACAAUCUUUCAAACGUCAAGAGCAAUAUCAUGAAGAAGGCAAAAUUAGAUCUUUAUAAGAGUCAUGAAGUGAAAAAUCUCACUGCAAUUAAAAGGAACACGAUUCAGAAGAGUUUCAGUAUCUCUGCUCCAACGAGGACCGGCGUAUCCGCGAACGUGCCUUCAACUUCAAGAAGCAACAGUUUUGCGCAAGAAGUGAAAAAUCUUACUCCUGUUAAAAGGAACACGAUUCCUCCCAAGGGUUUCAGUAUUUCUGCUCCCAGAAGGACUGGCUUGUCCACGAACGUGCCUUCAACUUCAAGAAGCAUCUCUAAUGGUGAAAGAAAUCCACCGCCAAAGAGGGUCAACAGCCUUCAAGGGACUCCUCCUUCAACUUCAAGAAGCAACUCUACUGGUGAAAGAACUCUACCGCCAAAGAGAGUCAACAGCUUUCAGGGGACUUCUCCUCCUUCAACUUCAAGAAGCAACUCUAGUGGUGAAAGAAAUCAACCGCCAAAGAGGGUCAACAGCCUUCAAGGGACUCCUCCUUCAACUUCAAGAAGCAACUCUACUGGUGAAAGAACUCUACCGCCAAAGAGAGUCAACAGCUUUCAGGGGACUUCUCCUCCUUCAACUUCAAGAAGCAACUCUAGUGGUGAAAGAAAUCAACCGCCAAAGAGGGUCAACAGCCUUCAAGGGACUCCUCCUUCAACUUCAAGAAAUGCAGCCACAAAACGAAAACAUUUAGUGUAA
Molecule: messenger RNA, 1197 nt
Organism: Microthlaspi erraticum
Lineage: Eukaryota; Viridiplantae; Streptophyta; Magnoliopsida; Brassicales; Brassicaceae
Source: the annotation of a GenBank genome assembly